AUGCUUCACCCAAUAUAUUUGCUUUUAGGCGACUUCUCUUCUCUUGGAAACUGGGGAAGAGAUGGCCAACCUUCUCGGCUUCGACAGAUCGUCUCCGGCAAGGAGCUGCAUGCUAAAGAGAAGAUUGCUUUGAAAACGGGUCGGGAGUGGCUAAUCAAGCUUUCGCGUAUUCUGCUCGAAUACUUGGAGACUGAAGGAGGACAAGCGGUUGUAAGGAACUACAUAAAAUGGAAAACGCUGUUUUUCCAUUUAGCAUACGUGAAGCCGAAAUGUCGUGAUGGCUUAUUAUGGAGUGUCGUUGAAAUUUACUCUGGUCCUCCUCACCUUCGCAAGGAGUUCUGUAUAAUGCGAGCAUCUGGUAUCUUCCCUUUGUCGCUACCUUCAGUGCUCCGGAAGAUCGACGGUGUUAAGAAAGCUAGAGAUAAUAGGAACCUGGUAAAACAGAUUGCUUUGAAUGUUGUCGACGAAUACAGAAAAAUGUUGGAGUGGAGUAAUGUCCUGGACAACGUGACCUCUCCUAUAGUUUUGCAAAAGCUCUCCAAUAUGUCAAUUUUGAUCAGCUAUCCAGACAAGAUGGACAAUGAAAUGGCGAUGGAGAAAGAAGGCGAUCGAGUUGGUUAUCAAUAGUC
Messenger RNA from Strongylus vulgaris, 629 nucleotides. The record is from the annotation of a GenBank genome assembly. NCBI's taxonomy places the organism in Eukaryota, Metazoa, Nematoda, Chromadorea, Rhabditida, Strongylidae.